CAACUAUUUAAAAUAAAAUGAAAAACUCAACCAAAAAGUAUAUAAACUGAGUAUUUUUCAAAGACAAUUUAGUAAGGUAUUGUUAGUGAUAAAGAUGAUUCGUUCAAUUGUAUAUUUUGGGCUACUUUUGGCAUUGGUCCUGAUGAUGGUGAAUAAAGCAGAAGGAAGUGGAAGACCUCGACGAAUUAGGACUGGACGCAAUCGUAACGUCGAUGAUGAUAAUGAAAGUAGCCAAUAUAGCGGUGCGUACACAACUGGCACUUUUGCGCGAACGGCUCGAAAUCGUGGCUAUGAUGUUUCAAAUCUCGUUGGCGAUCUCGGAAAUAUUCACCUUGAUACUCCAUCUGGACCAACAAGUGGAUAUGGUCAAGGAUAUGGAUAUGGUCAAGAAGCUUCUCAUGGCUAUGUUGCUUCUCAUGCAGAUGGAGUUAGUCAAGGAUAUGGAUAUGAUCAAGAAGCUUUUCAUGAUUCUGGUUCUUCUCAUGCAGGUGGAUAUAGUCAAGAAGCUUCUCAUACAGGUGGACAUGAAUAUAGUCAAGAAGCUGCUCAUACAGGUGAUGACGGACCAGCUAUAUCCAGAAGCUCAACAUCACUUUCGAGAUCAUUUGCCAGAUCAGUUUCGAAGUCGCUUUCCCAAUCUUUUAGAAGAGGAAAAUCAAAGGCUGAAUUCAACGUCGAUGACCUCCAAUACGAUGGAGAGCCCAUUACCUUCGCUUGUAUAGCCAAAGCUGAUCGUCGUGAAUUUUAUGUGGCUCAUGUUAAUGACACUAUCCCAGAUUAUUUGGUAAAAAGGCUAAGCAAUAACAGAGGUCUGUCAUUGUUUUUCCUUGGGGCUGCGAAUGAAAUUAAUUCAGCAUCUGGACUUUUGUUUAAGUUUGCCAGAGAAUGGUUUGUUACAUCUGGAAACAAUAUUUGUUUCGUAUCGUAUUGCUAUUUAGAUAAACCAAGAACUGGAUGUCAAGCGAUUGGUUAUUUGGAUAAAUUGGUGGCAACAAAUCGGCUUGAAUAUGUGGCGAAAAUGGCGCGUGAUUUGGUGUUGAAUGUACGAUAUCAAUCUUACUUUACAGCCGGAAAUUAUAUUCUCCAUAUGUCACGGGUGGAUGUGACUGGUUUCAGUUUUGGUGCGCAUAUCGCUGGCAGAACUGCCGAAUAUUUGCUUAAAAAAACAAGCGGAAAAGUUAGAAUGUUACUAGCAUUGGAUCCAUCCAGAACCCCUCCGGUUCUGGCUAAAACUCCCAAAGACACAAUUAAACCAGAUUUAGCCGAAUAUGUUCAAGUGAUUCAUACCUCGAGUGUUCAGGGAAUGACUAAAACUAGACUUGGACACGUUGAUAUCUACGCUAGAUUAAAUGGUGGCCGAAUCCUGAGUAAUAAUCAUGGAUUAGCAUUUUUCUUGCAUGUUGCAACAGCUACCAAACGAUUUUAUAUAGUGGCCGAUGAAGGUUCGAAAGGAAAAGGCAAAUUGGUACAAAUUCAAGGUGAUAUUCUGCCUCAGCCAAAGUCAAAUGAAUGUCAAUUGGGUAUAUAUGCAGUUCUCAAUGAAAAUCAUAUCGGACAAAAGUUUGGCUUUUCUUUAACAAAAAGAGAAGAGCUUUUCUUUAGCGCACUUGGACAAUAUGCUGAUCCAAGCGUUUUCUCUGAUUAGGUUUAUUAAAUAAUUUUUUGAAUUUUAAUAAAUCGAUGUAUAUAAAAUCAA
Messenger RNA from Contarinia nasturtii (swede midge), 1696 nucleotides. RefSeq lists its product as uncharacterized. The transcript is spliced from 12 exons. The coding region runs from base 95 to 1645 and encodes 516 amino acids. The record is from RefSeq and is a predicted model, not a curated record. NCBI's taxonomy places the organism in Eukaryota, Metazoa, Arthropoda, Insecta, Diptera, Cecidomyiidae. Gene Ontology annotation, molecular function: lipase activity.